GUGAUAACCGUCAGCUAAAACGGCGCUCGACACGUGUUGUUGCAAGAUACGCUCUUUUUGAACGUGAUGAUUUGCGUUCUCCCUUCGCAUUAAUUGCGAUGGGUAUAUAAGGGGAUAACCGUUUGUGGUUUCCUCUCACUUUGUCGAAAAUUCAAAAAAUUUGCCGUUUGAGAGAAAGUUGUCAUCUGUCUUCUCCGACGAUUUUUUCUGAAAUUCCGGUGAGGUUUCUAGUGUUUCUGUUCACCAUCUUCCGUUUCUUUGAUAUUUUUGAUGGCUGAACUAUCUAGUCCACAUAAUGUGGAGGGCGAAAACCCUGAACAGCCUUUAGUGGCCGAAGAAGAAGAAGAGGGGGCUGCCGGUGGUGGAUUACCGGCGCUGAAGUGGACCAGAAAAAGCUUUGAUCGCCUUAUGCUUGAGGUCCAAAUGCCCUCGGAAUAUGGGGCUCAGUACCCAUCAGAGGGUGAUACUGGUGCCGACGCUCCGGCCGGUUAUGUGACCAUGUGGUCCGAUUUCUUCGGAGAUUGUAACCUCCGACUACCGUUGACGGUGUUUGUUAUGGAUAUCUUGGAGUGGUACAAGGUCCACAUUUCUCAAGUGAGUCCGCUUGGGAUGAUUCGGAUUCGUAAUUUUGAGUUUACCUUCCGUGCUCUUGGCAUAGAGCCUACCGUUGGAGACUUCCGACGGUUUUAUCAGAUGACAGUGUCCAUGGGGUUCUUUUCUUUCCGUCUACGAGACGGUACCCCAAAGCUGAUGACUCCCCCUAAGGGGAUGACGAUGUGGAAGAAGAAGUUCUUCUAUAUCAAGUCUGCUGCCCUUGCUGUGGAUAUGACGUUUCGGAAUGUGACCGAGACGAUCAUAACAGAGACCAUUGCGAUGCCCAGUUUGAAAUCAGUGCAAUGGUUCCCGCAACUGCAGACUAUUGAGUCUGUGAAGUUGACCAACACGCAACUAUGGCUGUUGCGUAUGAUGUUGAGGAGGGGCAAGAACUCGAAACCCGUGGUGCGGGAAAAGAGCGGUGAAGAUGCUCCCGCAUGGAGGAUGUUUGCUCCGGAUUUCGAGGGUACGGUUGAGACCGUAGUUUGUGCGGAUGGUGAACAGGAUCACAACACUCUCAUCCGUAGUAACUUCCGGGUGCCUACUGCGGCUGCACUGGCAGUUGAGUUGCCAGUAGGCAAAGGUGAUCUUGGGGCCUUGGGGGACCCUGAAGCGAAAGGUGUGCCUAAGAGGCAAACUGUGAAAGGCGUGCGCUUUCGCCAAAAGAAGAUAAAGGAGGUCACUACUGUGCCUCAUCUGGUGCCGCAGGCAGCAGGUAUCUCUCAUUCCUCUUUUCGUCGACACAAGGAUUAUGUGAUAGUAUCUGAUACCCUUGAGGGUUUGAGUACAGCCGCGGAGUCACAUUCUGGUGCUGCGAAGAAGCAGGCAGAAGAGGCGGCUGCGGAAGGGACAGCUGCGGGUCCCCCUGUGAUUGGUGAGAAGAGGAGGCCAGAGCAGAAAGCUGCUGGUGGUGUUGAAACCAAACGUCGGAGACUAGUAACCAAAAGGUCUGCUCCGGCGCAGAAAAAACCUGCGGUUGUCGUUGAGCGUCAGGAUGAAGAUUUUUCUAUCUUCGAUGCUCCGGAGUCCCCUCCGCGUGCCAUGGGUGCGGGUGGAACGGAGGUGCCGUCGACACCUCCCGUCAAGGUGGUACCUGAGUCAACCGUGCAGAAGGAGGGUACCGCAGAGAAUGCUGCGGCCCAGAUAUUUGAUACUGUCGACUCAUCCAACAACCUGAUCUCUCCCAAUGAGGGAGACGAUUUGAGUUUGCGGUUCGCUGCUACCGGGAAGCAACAUUCUGAUGCUGAACCGCAAAAAACUGGCGAUGAAGCGCGGCAGCAUGAUGCUGGGCCGCAGAAGUCUGCGGUUGAUAAGGGUACCAGUUCGUCGGCCGGUGGUGCGGGGUAUGACGGGCCUCCAAUUCAGCCUGGGGAGUCUGAAUUGGAGUAUUACUACCGCACCUACUCCCAGGAUCGCAGUACGCUGUACCAUCGACCCCCCUGGACUGUAUUGCAGGGGGAUGAUAUUGCUAACGACCCUGCGGCCUGCAGGGAGAUCCUGGGCGGUCUUGGGACCCCCUUUGAAGUUGAGCGGGCUCGUGCCGCACCGCGGGAGCUGCGUAUAAACCAGCUUUCGACCAUGUUGGUAGGGUCUUCCAUUGUGGCUAAUGCCAUUUUGGAAGAUUAUAAGGUGCUGGGUCGCCGCGAGGAGGAGGCUGCUCGUAUGCGGGCGGAAGCCGAGAAGUUGGUCGAGGCUGCUCGUGCGGGUGCAGAGCAGCUCGAGAAGGAUAAAGCUGCUUUUGAGAAGCAGAAGCAGACUUCGGAAUGGGCUGCCGCUGCCCGGCUAAAACAGGUGCGUACCCUUGCUAAACUUCUUGCUGAUGAGCGCAAAAGUUGGAAUGAAAAAAUGUCCAAUGAGCGCAAGAAGUGGAAUGCAUCGUGGGCUAAGCAGAAUGACAUUCUGUUUCAUGCUCGGCAGGAGCUGACCAAUGCUAAGGCAGCGAAUGCUACCUUGAGCCAGGAGAAGGCUGCGGCUGAGGCCGUUUCUGUGAAAGCGCUGCAGGCGAAGGCCGACGCCCUGAAGGCGCUUGCAGAGGCCAAAGAAGCCGGGGCUCGUGCCUCAAAGGCCCUUGAAGAGGCCGCGGAGAAGGAGAGCCGUUCUUCCAAGGCUCUGGAAGAGGUGAAUGCGGAGCGCAUUCGUUUGGAUAAGGUUGUUUCCAGCCUUCAGGCUGAGGUUCAGGCCCGGGCGGUUGCGGUUACGGACCUUACUGCCCGCGUGUCUGAUGCGGAGAAGCGAGCCGACGCUGCCGCUGAGGCCAAGGAUGUCUUGGUGUCCUCUUUUAACCAGCUGGAAGCUGACCGUGAGUGGCUGCGGACUCACGGUAUUGCGCGUAUUGUCGAGGCUAUCAUGAAUGCUCCUGAGACCUCAUCUGGUUUGGACCUGGUUAAGGAGCGUGCGCGCGAUGCUGGCUUCAAGGCUGGUUAUAACCGCUGCAUUGGGCAUAUCAAUGUAUUGUCCGCAGGCGGUUAUACUGAUCAGGCAUCCGGGUUCCGGGAUGUAGAUACCGAGGGUCGUCUGAAAGCGGCCGUAGCCUCCUUUUAUGACACGCCCCUUGCCUGUGUAGGGGAGCUGGACGAGUGUUUGGAGGUUGCGGACUAUGUUGACCGCUUGCGGAUGCUUUACCCUGAUGUGGAAGAGGAAGAACCCGCUGGUGGUGCCGGAGGAGACGCGGGGACCAGCGGUACAAAAUAGGGUUUAGGUUGGCGAGUGUGCCUCCUUUUUUGUAUUCCUCUUGUAUAGAAUAGGAACUUUAUGUAAAUUCCGUAAGCAUCAUGUGGAUACUUGAAUUUUUUGAAUAUAAAGUUUCUUUGUUCAGUUUGUACAAGUGUUUUUAAUUCUUGCAUGUCUGAACGUGUGUAUGCGUAAUCUUUACCCAUUUAUGAACGGGGUCAAGUAUACUCCAUACUUUUGUUGUAUGGGUAUGCAUCAAUUCUGUGAUUUACCGUGCGAGGGUUUUAGAAUUGCUUAAGCUUUGUAA
Molecule: messenger RNA, 3571 nt
Organism: Helianthus annuus (common sunflower)
Lineage: Eukaryota; Viridiplantae; Streptophyta; Magnoliopsida; Asterales; Asteraceae
Exons: 6
Coding region: 271-3285 (1004 amino acids)
Source: RefSeq, a predicted model, not a curated record